AUGGCAUUCUAUCAACCGGCGAAUGUGUUUUCUACACCAGCGCCUAUGUCAAUGCUUCCUCCUCCGGCCGCAGUACAGCCAUAUACACCCACUCCACCCAUGGGCAUAUCGGCAUUUGCUCCCUCUUCUGUUGAUCCAUUAAUGAUGCAACAACCUGGUGGUUUUCCGCCACCACCACCACUCCCCCCACCAGGAGGCACGCCAAUGGACAUGAUGAUGGCACCACAGCCGCCACCACUGUACCCUUUACAACCACCACAUUUUGUACCAGGCUUUAUAGGGCAGCAACUAAGCUGUUGGCGGGAAUGUGUCGGCUGCCUAGCAAUAGCACUAUGUUGGUGCUUUCUGUGUGACGAUUACGAGCCUGAACAGGUGUACCAAUAG
This is a messenger RNA of Zychaea mexicana, 384 nucleotides long. RefSeq lists its product as uncharacterized. Bases 1 to 384 code for a protein of 127 amino acids. Lineage: Eukaryota; Fungi; Mucoromycota; Mucoromycetes; Mucorales; Lichtheimiaceae. The transcript has 3 exons. The record is from RefSeq and is a predicted model, not a curated record.